AUACGUGGUGUGCUGAGAUUUGGUUGUGAUUCUUUAGUUCCGAAUUUGGCCGCGCGCUGGGUUAAGUUGGUAUUGAAUGCGCAUGCGUUAGGGCAUGCGCCGGGGCAGUGGCGCGCGCGCUCCGCUACUGGGGACAUCUGGCGGGGAAAAUAUGAUACGUUUAGUGCAAAGUGGAUUGUAUCUUAUAGUUUAGUGCGAAUUAUCAGUUUUGUGAAAAAUAGUUCGAAGUGUGCUAUGGAAACGAUAUGCUGAAUUCUGUGACACUAGUGAUAGUGCAAUAGACUGUUAACAUGACAGCAAAGGAUAUGAAAGAAAAGGUAGAAGAGCCCUCAGAAGGCUUCAAUCUCGACGGCAUCCUGUGUGAGCUGGGCAGCUUCGGCAAAUACCAACUGGUGUUGCUGUUGCUGCUCUCCUUCCGAGACUCUUUCCUGGCCAUGUGUAACUUCAACUAUGUCUUCGCGGCCGCCGAGGUGCCUUACAGAUGUGCAGUACCCGAAUGUGACUCAACAGACCCAAGCUUCAACGCAUCCUGGGCGGAAUUCGCGCUGCCAAACACAACCAAUACGUGCUACCGAGCGGCACCGUACGCGUUCAACUCCUCCAGCGAGCGAUGGAACGCGUCCAACUCGUGUAGCCCGGACUACUUCAGUUCUAGGGAUACGGUGGCGUGUGAGCGCGUUGUGUAUGAAAACCACAAUAGUCUUGCGGCUGAGUUCGACCUGGGCUGCGAGCCUUGGAAGCGUACGAUGAUCGGCACCGUCCACAACAUUGGGCUCAUCAUCUCCUACAUACUUUACGGCUUCGUUUCUGACCGGUACGGCCGCAAAGUCAUCAUCGUCGGUACGCCUAUUCUCGUAGGUAUCGUGGGAUUGAUCAAGUCUUUCUCAGUCAACUACUGGAUGCUGUUGACUCUUGAGUUCAUCGAGACCGCGUUUGGAUACGGAAAUGCCUCUAUGGUUCUCUCAUUAGAAGCCGUCAGCCAAAAUGGCCGCGUCGCCUUCUCCUGCAUCUGGGACAUCUUUACAAACAUCGGAACAGCUUUCUUCGGCCUCAUCGCCUGGAAGGUUCCCUACUGGAGACACCUCCUGAGAGCCAUAUAUGCACCCCUCCUUGUCGUGGUGUUCUACAUCUUCUUGAUAGAUGAGGGUGUACGCUGGCUACUAGCUCAUAAUAAAAAUGAUGAGGCUGUGAGGGUGCUGAACAAAGUAGCGAAGAUAAACAACGUAGAGCUCUCUAACAAGGCGAAGCAGAUGAUGAAGUCGAUUGAACAGACUAAGAGUGAAGAGAGCAACAACACGCCCUCCUGCUCAACCAAGCACCUCCUCUCCGUUCUCCGCUCCCGCACCAUCCUCCUCCGCCUAACGCUCAUCUCCGCCUGUUUCAUCUGCCUCUCCUUCGUGUACACCAGCGCCAUCAUCUACUCGACGGGCAUAUUUGGCAACAAGUACUUGAACUACUCCGCACUGCAGUUGGUCGCGGUGCCCACGCGCAUUAUUACUGCGCUGACGCUGAACCGCUUUGGACGGAAAGCGCCGAUUUGUGUGGCGUACUGUCUUGCGGGUGUUUGCUUCAUUUCGUCCGCGUUUGUGCCGAGCUCACUCAGCUGGCUGUCCGUAGUCCUCUACUUGAUCGGCAAGAUGUGCAACAGCUACGGCAUGUUCUCUCUCUACGUCGUCAGCAUAGAGAUCUUCCCUACCACCGUGAGAAACUCGCUAGCCAACGUGGCCAAUACCGUGGGACGCAUCGGGGCCAUACUGGCACCACAAGUUCCUCUGCUGGAACAAUACAUGCACAGCCUGCCAAGUGUAGUGAUCGGGCUGGUAGCCUUCGUGCCCGGUCUGCUGGCUCUUCUGCUACCAGAAACCAGCCGGUCGCCGCUGCCCGACGACGUUCAGCAGGCCGAAAAACUGGACCAGACUGAAGAAGACGCUAAAGUUUGAGUGUGUGUAACAGUGAAAAGACAGUAGACAGUCGAGACACUUGAGCUUGCCUUUAUUGCCCAAAAAUUAAUAUCAUUAACGGGUGUAACGCGAUUAAAUUUCAUUAUUAUACGAGUAUUUCACAUUUUGCUUAGACGUCAGUCUUCCGUGACCACAGCUAGUGCAACCUGGCUGAAAAGUCGGAAAAAAGGUAAAAUAAUGCAAUCUAAUCGCGUUAGACCCGUGAAUUACAUUAAUUAUGUGUACAAAACGCGAGAGUUUAGUGUUUUGUUGCCCAAUUUUGAAUUUGUGAUAUAUUUCUGGGUCGACAUAAACUAUGGUCGCUAGGUGCAUAAAUAGGAAGUUAUAUUAUCAUUGCUGACAUUAUAAGUUAGAUAUUUUAUGUUUUAGCAUAUAAUGGUUGGAUCUGAGUGUAAAUAGUGUGAGAUAUUUUUUACAAUGAUUAUAGUUAUUAAAUAAUAAUGAAGUAAGGCUGAAAUAAGGCCUUAGCUUAGCAAAUUAGAUUUAAAGAUUGACUGUGCCAAAAUAAAGAUAUUAUUGUAAAAUAUGGUGCUCAAAUGGCAUUAUCAAAUUAGAAGAUGUAGCGUCUAACCCCCUUAGGGCAGCUUGCACGUUCCAGGGUUAGCCAACAAACUCGGAGUUAACCGUUUAUACAGGGUUCAACUAUAGGUACCGUUAACUCCGAGUAAAGAAUAGGGAUGAAAAUUCCGGUAAAAAUCAAAUGUUUUUUCGGGAAUUUUACAAAAUUUCGUUUUUUUCGGUUUUUUUCCAGUUCUAUUCAGAAAAAUUAAAUACGCACAAAUGCCACUGAUGAGUGAUGACAGUGUCAAUGCCAUAAAUAAACACAUUAGACAUGCAACCUUAACCUACCUGUUUAAAUUCAUAAUUAAGUAUAUUGAAAAAUACAUUUUUUUCGGAAGAAACUUGAAAAAAACGAGCCGUUUUGAAAUUUUCCCGAAAUUUUCCCGGUUUUUUCAACGCUAGUAAAGAAUAAACGCGCCACAAGCCGCAAUUAGGUUAUAAUCGUAUUUCUUAAUCUGUCAUUUUGACUUAGGUAUUUGUAAGAACGGGAUAAAAUAUAAAUAAACUAAUUGAGGCUUGUAGUGUGUUUAGGAAUAAGGGGAUUAGUAAGCUUUAAUUAAGUAAUUAAUGUGCUCUAAGAUUUGUGAUAAUAUUAAAAGUGACUUAUUUGUGUAUUUUUUUAAUGUAGUUCUAACUACGAAAUAAGUAAAAAUGGAAUGUUACCAAUAAUUAAGAUACAUCUUGUGAUUCGUUUAAUGCAGGUACUUUUUCUUGAAUUAUAAUGAAACGCAAUUAAAAUAAAAAAAUACUAAAUAGGUGAGGGACGUUUUUAAAAAUAAAUGAAUGUCCCCUUUAAGUAUAACGAGCUAAUAAGUAAAUGAAUAAAUAAAUAAGUAAAUGAAUAAAUAAAUAAGUAAAUGAAUAAAUAAAUAAGUAAAUGAAUAAAUAAGUUUAAGUAAAUGAGUAAAUGAGUAUGGGUUUAGAAGUUUAGAGGUAUACUUUCCCUCAAGGGUACAUAAUUUUUUUCCACACUGUCUGGGCUUAUGCCCAGACUGGCCAGUAAAUAAUAAGCCUUAGUUGCUCUCGUGUUACAUUAUAAUCAAUAUGAUUAAACAUAUAUGUAUAUAUUUAUUACUUUGUAUAUUUUUGUAUAUUUGUCAUAAAUAGAGAUAAGAUAUAUUUUUACUACGUUGUUCAAAAAUAGCGCAUUUAUAUUGGGAUCGUAUAAUUUUCAAUCCUGCAUCAUACUCUUGCAAUAAGUUUAUCUACAAAGAUACACCAGAAUAAGAAAGAGUGAUGAAAUACAAGUAUGACAUUAAAAAUCAUUUAAAUACCUAUAUGAGAAGGAGUACGAUAUCACUCAGUAACUUUAUUUUCAUUUCUCAUGAUCGUAAAGUUUGGGUUUUUAAGUCGCGUAUGAGCAGCAAGCAACCACGAGAUGGUCUGAUGGUGUGAAGGGGGUGGUUGGCGGCAACAUGCAGCGCGUGACCCAUAUGGCUUAUGACCGCACACUAUGGAGACGGAGCAUACACGGUCGCGAUCCUCAGCAAUGAGGGACCGAGGAAGAAGAAGAAGAUGAGCAGCAAAAAGCUGCUUUUUAUGUUCUAGUGCAUAAAGUAAAAUUAUUUAUUACGAUCCUUGUGCACAGUGCAUAAAAAAAACAACGGGUUGCAGCACUCCAGGAGUGCCGGCAGAAGUGAAAGCUUGAAGUCAUAAUGUAUUGUUUGUCCACAUUUUCGUUAGUCAUAAUUUGGUUUUUCUUAGAAACGCGUAACUUUUCAGGAUUGCCAUAAAACAAACCUAACCUAACCUGUCUAUAUUAGGAUAACCUGAGGAAAAUCCUGAAAAGUUGACGGUUUCAGAAUUAUGACUAAGGAUAAUAUGACAAUCAUUACAUUAUGACUUUCAAUAAUGAUGUCAAACAUUUACACACACAAUUUAUAUCACAUUAAAAAAAACACUUCAGAACUAUUACAAUUAUUUAAUAUUAAAAAGUUUAUCUCUCAGAAAAAUCAACUUCCAUCCAUAAUUUCGAUCAGGUCACGUGUCCGUCUUACGAAUUUUCAAUCUGUCGCUCACGUGACCUGUCGCGAAAAAAGUUCACAGCGCCGCUAAAGAAGUUUUCACUUCAAAAAAAAAGUGUCGGUUAUUGGUUCUUGCCGGCCAUUGCCGGCUCUACGUUACUUGUUGUAUAUCUACUAUUAAUUCACAAAUUAUGAGAUAAAAAUCUGUAACAUUCUCUUUCUAAUCUGCCAAUACCACUGUUAUCAUCAUCAUUGUCAUGCCAAAAGUAUUGUUAUAAUAUAACUAAGUAAAUAUUGGUUUACAAAUUGUACAUAUAGUUAUCG
Molecule: messenger RNA, 4810 nt
Organism: Cydia strobilella
Lineage: Eukaryota; Metazoa; Arthropoda; Insecta; Lepidoptera; Tortricidae
Product: organic cation transporter protein-like
Exons: 10
Coding region: 291-1940 (549 amino acids)
Biological process (GO): transmembrane transport
Cellular component (GO): membrane
Molecular function (GO): transmembrane transporter activity
Source: RefSeq, a predicted model, not a curated record